Molecule: messenger RNA, 2120 nt
Organism: Acyrthosiphon pisum (pea aphid)
Lineage: Eukaryota; Metazoa; Arthropoda; Insecta; Hemiptera; Aphididae
Product: cell growth-regulating nucleolar protein
Exons: 5
Coding region: 381-2036 (551 amino acids)
Biological process (GO): negative regulation of transcription by RNA polymerase II; rRNA processing
Cellular component (GO): nucleolus
Molecular function (GO): DNA binding
Source: RefSeq, a predicted model, not a curated record
CUACUCAUACUUCAUAGAGUAUAGCGCUUCUAAAAAAACGUGGACGGCCGAUGGCGGAUUUAAAUUUUCAAUAUUUAUUAUUUAUUUAAGUUUUCAAAUUUGGUACAUGUACAAUGUAUCAUUUGUAUCGAUCAUCUUAAUUUUUAUCUGGUUCUUUUGACUGUUGGAACGCUAACUGAAGUUCACUAAAAUAGUUACUAGUAAGUUAUUAGUACCGCGGCUGUAGAGUAUAUUGCUGAAUCGAGGACCACACUAUUUACUAUUUAGCACGUGCCUAUUUCCAAUUGCUUAUUAUUUUGAUUCGAUAGAGAAUUAAAUUAAUAAUAUAUAUUGGUUACUUGCUAUUUUUUUUCUAUUGAGGUAGCCAAGUAAUUUAGAUCAUGGUUGUAUUUACUUGUAAUAAUUGUGGCGAUUCUGUGAAUAAGCCGAAAGUGGAAAAACACAUACAAUAUGAAUGUAAACGAAAAAAUUUUGCAGUUAGCUUCUGUUGUGUCGACUGCUUAAAGGAUUUUAAUUAUGAGACUGUGAGAGACCAUUGUCAGUGUGUAACCGAAGACCAGAGAUAUUCUGCUAAAGGUUAUGUACCCAAACCGUCAGCUGAAAAAGGAAAACGUAAACAAGCUGGUUGGGUUGAUAUUGUUCAGUCAGUAAUGAAUAAUAAAGAUUUGCCUAAUGAACAAAGACAAUUUUUGAAUAUUAUAGCCAAGUUUGAUAAUGUCCCAAGAAAAAAAAAUAAAUUCCAGAACUUUUGUUUUUCUACAGCUCCUGCUUAUAGAAGAAAAGGAUACAUAGUUGACCAAGUGUUUGAUAUGAUAGAAGCUGAGUAUAAAGCACAACUACCUCAGAAUUCAAAUGAAAAACCAGUUGAUAAUAAAUCGGGGAACUUGGUGAAGAAUGAUUCAAUUCAAGAAGAAUCUCAAGAAAUUAAAAAUAAAAUAACCAUUGAAAAUGAUGAAAUAAUUAACAAUUUAAAUGGUAAUAAUGAAACAGAGGAAACACCAAAAAAGAAGAAGAAAAAAAGUAAAAAAUCUUUUGAUACAGUAAAUAAUGAAACAGAAUCAAAAUUGGAUGGAAAUGCUGAACCACAAUCAACAAAGAAAAAGAACACAGCAGAAGAAGCUCAGCUUAACUCAGCUAAAAAGUCUAAAAAAAAUAAAAUUAAUACAGAAAACAUUGAAAAUAGCGAAUCAAUUCAAGACCCACAAGAAAUUAAGAAAAAAAAGAUCAUUGAUAGUGAAACUUUUGUAACUCCAAAUAGUAAUUUUAGUAGUGAGGAAACACCGAAAAAGAAAAAAAAAAGUAAAAAAUCAGUUGAUGCAGUAAUUUGUGAAACUGAAACAAAAUCAGAUGUUGAACAACAGUCAACAAAGAAAAAGAACAUAUUAAAAAUUAACUCUGGAACUGAAGACAAUUUAAAAGUAAAAGAGGACACAGCAGAAGCUCAGCCAAGCUCAGCUAAAAAGUCUAAGAAAAAUAAAUCAGAUAUAGAAAUAACUAAUGAUAAAACUAAUAAUGUUGAUUUCAAAAACGAUGAUAAUAUCUGUAAUGAAAAUUGUGUAGCAAAUAAGGAAAAUGGAAUUCUUCAAGAAAAAUCGGAAUCAGUAAUGAGUAAAAAAGAAAAAAAAGAAAUGAAAAAGAAAAUGAAAUACCAACAUGAAUUAGAAACUGUUACCAAUGGAGUAAUAGAAUCAGAUAAAGAACCAAUAUCAAAAAAGAAAAAAAGGAAGUUAAAUAAUAAUGAAGAAAACGAAGAACCAAAACAAAAAAUGUUGAAAACUGAAGAUGUACCCCAAGUUCCAGAACUACAGUCCGGGCGUAAAUUUGAGUGGAAUGAAGCUAUUAAUCAAGUGUUGCAAGCUAAAAAAAAUAAACCAAUCUCAUUAAGUAAAGUAAUGAAAAGAGUUUUGAGUGAAUUUCAUUUUUUGAACGAAGCUAAAAAAUCUGAAAGUGAUCUAGAAAAGAUAUUUCUAAAAAAAAUUAAGAAAAUGAAAAAUGUCAAGAUUGAAAAUGAUAAGGUACAAUUAGUAGAAUGUUAAUUUAGUAUUCUGAUUCUAUGUAAUUUACAUUUAACUGGUAUUUUAAUUUAAGACUUCAUUAAUAAACAACUUAAUAUCAUAUUA